Messenger RNA from Oryza sativa Japonica Group (Japanese rice), 723 nucleotides. RefSeq names its product acyl carrier protein 3, chloroplastic. Gene Ontology annotation, molecular function: acyl carrier activity. NCBI's taxonomy places the organism in Eukaryota, Viridiplantae, Streptophyta, Magnoliopsida, Poales, Poaceae. The record is from RefSeq and is a predicted model, not a curated record. Gene Ontology annotation, biological process: fatty acid biosynthetic process.
GUCGAUACAAACGAGGCAAAAAGCUUAGCAAUAAGAUUCUUCCAUCUCCUCUCCUCUUGUCCAUCUUCUUCGCACUCUCCGCCGCCCGCCCCCUGUCAUCGUCCUCCCGCGCGCCAACGAUGGCUGCUCCCAUCACCGCCGCCACAUCGCCUCUCUCCCCUGCGUCUCGGGUUCAGGUGAUGUGCUCAAUGCUCAAUCCAACCUCAGCUUCUUUCUCCAGGCAAACAGCAAGCUUCCCGUCCAUUCGGUUGCGCCCGGUCCCAAGUCGCUUCCAGGCCUUGUCUUGUUCGGCCAAACAAGACACUAUUGAUAAGGUUUGCGAAAUAGUUAAGAAUCAGUUAGCAGUAGAUGAAGGCACUGCCGUUUCUGGAGAAACAAAAUUCGUGGACCUUGGUGCUGAUUCACUUGACACGGUUGAAAUUGUGAUGGGCCUUGAGGAGGCAUUUCAGAUUACCGUGGACGAAUCGAGUGCGCAAGUGAUUCAGACAGUGGAGGAUGCUGCUGUGCUUAUCGACAAGCUUGUGGCAGAGAAGGACGCCUAAUUAGCUGUUGCCAAAGCUCAGUUUGUUGUACUACUACAAAAUACAAAUUGUAGUUUACAGGCUAUGAAUGCCGAUGAAUCUCUUGUUGAAUCUAGUGAGUCUCUGCAGGGAUUUGUGCGUGUUUUGUUUGUUUCACAGAUUUUGAAUAAAGGCUGGGAAUGAGUAAGUGUUCUUUCCCUGA